Molecule: messenger RNA, 2252 nt
Organism: Panicum virgatum (switchgrass)
Lineage: Eukaryota; Viridiplantae; Streptophyta; Magnoliopsida; Poales; Poaceae
Exons: 2
Coding region: 570-2009 (479 amino acids)
Molecular function (GO): protein binding
Source: RefSeq, a predicted model, not a curated record
UGCGAAUUGGAGUCGGAGUCAGAGUCAAUACAAGCAUCUUCCCAAGUCCCUAUCUAAUUAAUAAGAUGAAGAGUGCGACUGUUGGGUGGUUGUCUACCUCAGUGCUGCCUUUGCUUCCUCCAGUUGUGUGCUACAGUCUCCCCACCACUGCAUUUUAACCGUGACUUAUUCGAGGCAAGUGAGGUUUCUCAAGCUACCAAAGUCAAAGCUGUUGUCGGACUCGGACACCGUCACCACCAGCAUAAUAGAUUGCAGGCUCGGCAUAGCUCGGCAUAGCAUAACAGAGUUUUGUUGUCACUGCCAAUUUCAGUGACCAUAGAUGAUCUCAAGAACUCCUGGACUUGCUGGGUCGGAAUCCGUGAUCACAAGAUCCCGAUUGGAUUGGAUCUGCAGCAAGCCCGAGUCCUCGUCCCAACGGGAAUCGGAGUUGGUUGGAGGAAUCAUCAACAUCAAUAGAAUGAGCUGAAUUCUUGGAGAGCAAGCGGCCCAACGAGGCCACGCGGAUCCGAUCCGAUCCAAGCAGCCUUCUCUGUUCCUCGCCAAUUCAGCGUUCGUCGACCGCGCCGACCAUGCCGCCGCCACGGAGAGGAGCGCGCCGUCGGACCGCCGCCGCCGCCGCCGCCGCCAAGUCCCCGCGCGCCAGCCGCCGGCUCUCCGUGCGGCGCGGCGAGCCGUUCAAGCGGGAGAGCCGAGGCGGCGGGGGCGCCGCCGCGGCGGGGGACGACGACGGGCUGCCGCUCGACGACGAGUCCCUCCUCCUCGUCUUCUCGGCGCUCGCGGCCACGGUCGCCGACCUCGUCCGCUGCGCGGCCACGUGCCGGCGCUGGCGCCGCCUCGUCUCCGCCGACGCCGCCUUCAUCUGCCGCCGCGCGCCGCCGCGGCUCGCGGACCCCUUCGUCCGGAGCCUCGUGCUCGGCUUCCUCCACUGGCGCACCGACGCCGCCGCCGCCGCGCCGCCGCGGUUCGUGCCCCUGUCCCCCGCCGGCGCGCGCCUCCAGCCCUCGCUCUCCGCGCUCGCGGGCGGCGCCUCCCGCGUCGUGGCGUCCCGGAACGGCCGCCUCGUCCUCGACCUCCGCCGCCGCGCGAGCGCGAGGGCUACCCACGCCGUCAGGCUCGGCGUCUGCAACCCGGUGACCGCCGGCGGCCGCGGCGGCGUCGACGUGCUCCCGCCCCUGCGCGGCAGGGACGGCCCCACCGGGCCCUACGCGUGCACGGUGGUCACCGCGGCCGACGAGCACGGCGGCGGCGAGGACCGGCGCGCCUCGCACUCGCAGCACGAUUCCUACCGCGUGCUCCUCCUCUACAACCGCCGCAGCUUCACGGCGCUCCGGUGCUACUCCUCCGACGCGGGCAGCUGGGGGCCGGAAGCCGCGGUGACCGGCGCCAGGAUCGGCAGGAGCCAGCUCGCCGUCGGACCGCACGCCGCCGUCGUGCGCCACGGGGUCGUGUUCUGGCCUCGCCUCGCCAUUGCUCUGCGGCUAGACUCUCUACAGCAGCAGCCGCCAGCGGUGCCCGCGGCGAGGAGCAAAGGCAAGACGCCGCCGCCACGGCACGCCGUGGCCGGCUUCUCCCCCGCUGCGCGGCACCGCCCCUCGAGCCAGGCGGCGGAGCGGUUGCUGGGAGUGACGCCGGACGGGCGGAUGCUCCGGGUGGAAGCCGACACCGAGACGAUCCGUGCCUACUGCGGCGGCGACGGCGACGGCGACGGAGGAGACAUCCGCGGCGCCAGCGCCAGCUUGACGGGCGAAAAGCUGGAGUGGAAGUGGACGAUGAAGCAGGCGCUGAUGAAGGUGCACACGGUGAGGCUGCGGUGGCUCUGCGAGAAGAGCGGCCUCGUCGUCUUCACGGCCAGGAAUGGCGGUGACCUGGACACGCACGUCUACACGGUGGACGUGGAGACGAAGCAGUUCAGGAGGGUGGCGACUUGCAGCGGCGAGCCGGCGUCGUUGGGGGAGAUGUGCGGGUACGAGAUGGACCGAGUCACGCUCCUGGCCUCGCUCGGCCGGUGAAGGAAGGCCUUCGACAUUCCAAGCUCACAAUGCGUGUUUCGAAAGUUGAAAUUAAGUUUCUUGGCCAAACUUCUUUUGAACGUUGUUGGAUAAUGUAGAUUCUUUUAAAAGGAAGAAAGAUCUCCAAAGAAGGAUUGCAUUGGAGUAGGGAUAUCAGACCAUCCAAGAGCUUCUUUCAAACAAGAUCAAGUAAACCAGGCCAUCACACAGCCAAAAAGAACAUGAUCCACAUCUUCUCCCACA